AUGAUUUCAAUCCUAACGUCAAUUCAGCCUCCCGGCCCUUUUCCCCUCCCUCUCAUUGGCAACACGCACCUCCUCCCAUCUAAUAAACCCUGGAUAUACUUCGAACAUCUCUCAGAGGAAUAUGGCAGUCCAUUGAUAACUUUCUGGACCGGCCGCCGCCCCACAAUCUGGCUCAACGACGCUUGGACAGCCCAUGAGAUCCUCGACAAGCGCGCCGCAAUAUACUCCUCUCGCCCCCGGAUGGUCGUAUUCGCCGAGCUCGGGGCUGGCCAGUCCAACAUGGUAAACAUGUACUACGGAGAUCGGUGGCGAUUGCAUAGAAAGCUUACGCAUAUUGGGGUGGGACUGCAGCAAGUCCGCAAAUACCGGGGGUUCCAGAAUGACGAGAGCAAAGUCAUCGCACGGGACUUGUUAUCGACGCCCAAAGACUAUGUCAAGCAUUUCGAACGGUAUGCGACGAGCGUUGUCUCCAUCAUUGGGUUUGGGAGGAGGGUCGCCCGCUCAGACGAUCCGAUCAUAACAGAAGUUAUUGCUGUGAUGCAGAGGGCUGCGGAGUUAAAUGUGCCAGGGAAGGAAUUUCCGAUGCUGAUGGAGAGUUUUCCUUGGCUUGCCAAAUUCCCCAACGCCAUAGCUCCCUAUAAAAAGGGACUGGGCAGAAGCGACGGCCGUGGCAGACCCUUCUUCUACGCACUCGCCCAGGAAGCCGCGGACAAUCCCACGGCAAAAUCAACGCCUGACACAGAAUGCUAUGCUACAACGCUCUUUACCCACGCGCCAAAGCACAACCUGUCCAAACUCGAGAUCUCCUCACUAGCCGGAAACCUCUUCGGCGCCGGAAGUGACACCUCGUCCUCGACGCUCGUGACGUUCGUGCUCGCGUGCGUUGCAUUCCCGGAAACCUUGCCGCCUGCGUGGGAGGAACUUGACCGUGUUGUUGGACCGCAUCGCAGUCCAGACUUCGAGGAUGAAAGGGAUCUCCCCUACGUCAAGGCAUUUGUGAAAGAGGUCCUGAGGUGGAGGAGCGUUGCUGUUAUUGGAGGCCAGCCUCAUGCGCCUGUCAAGGAUGACAUCUAUAAGGGGUAUCACAUCCCAGCGCAUACCUGGAUCCAAGGCAACAUCUGGGCGAUCCACCACCAUAGUCGCGAAUUUCCCGAACCGGACCGGUUCAAACUAUCACGCUUUCUACCCGACAGUCCUGACGCUAGACCCUUCCCCUCUGAGAAGGGGUAUAUGACCUUCGGCUGGGGGAGAAGAGUGUGUAGUGGCCAGGGUCUCGCAGAGCAAGGGACGUUCAUUACGAUUGCACGAUUGCUCUGGGGGUUUCGGUUUGAGAAAGCGCUAGACGAGAAAGGGCAAGAAGUCCAGGUUGAUAUUUUCGAUUAUACCAACGGCCUCAAUAUGCGUCCUAGUCCCUUCGAAUGCAGGAUUACGCCGCGGAGCGAGGAGAUCAAGAAUUCGAUUGAACGGGAGGGGAAACAGGCGCUCUCUGAUCUGGAGAGGUAUGAGGGAGAGACCAAGUACCGGAUGAGCACCUUUUAUACAGAGGAGAAGUUCUAA
Aspergillus mulundensis is the source of this 1557-nucleotide messenger RNA. RefSeq names its product cytochrome P450. Bases 1 to 1557 code for a protein of 518 amino acids. The transcript is spliced from 4 exons. The record is from RefSeq and is a predicted model, not a curated record. Gene Ontology annotation, molecular function: monooxygenase activity; heme binding; iron ion binding. NCBI's taxonomy places the organism in Eukaryota, Fungi, Ascomycota, Eurotiomycetes, Eurotiales, Aspergillaceae.